AUGGCCAGCCAGCUGCACGCCACCCCCCACCUGUCCCCGACGACGUCGUCGUCCGGCAUGGCUGCAGCAACGUCCUCCCCGUUUCGCCGGGCGUUGAGCACAGGAGAUCUCAUCGUCAGGGACCGGGACGAGGAGCAGAGGGUGGAGGCGGCAGCGGCAACUAGGUACAGCGCGGAGGAGCGGCGGGAGCGCAUCUACAGGUACCGGAGCAAGCGCAACCAACGCAACUUCCAAAAGAAGAUCACGUACGCGUGCAGGAAGACACUCGCAGACAGUCGUCCACGGGUGAAGGGACGCUUCGCGCGCAACGGCGGCGACUACACGGAGGCGGAUGCAGUUGCAGACCACCAUGUCCUUGUCCCAGCAGCAGCACAUCAGUCAGAGUCAGAGUCAGAGUCGCCGGCAACAACAGCCGCACCAGAGUGGUGGCCUGCAGUGCAGGAGGGCAUCAACCUAGCAGAGCUCUGUGCUGACGACCACGAGAUGCUGGCCGCAUACCUUGGAGUCUCCUCCAUCAGUAUAGCUGAUCAUCACUACAGCUGCCAGCCAUAG
Messenger RNA from Miscanthus lutarioriparius, 552 nucleotides. Lineage: Eukaryota; Viridiplantae; Streptophyta; Magnoliopsida; Poales; Poaceae. The record is from the annotation of a GenBank genome assembly.